GGCUCCCGAGAGCGGCUGGACGAGCGGCGGUGGGCAAAUGCGGCCACCAACGCCGCCCUCAGGCCCCACCACGGCCCCAGGGCGCGAAGGCGACGCCCAAGGCCUGAGGAAGCGAAGCCUCCCGCUGACGCCAGAGCCGGACGAGGUGGGAGGCUGCAGCCUUGAGGCCAGGGGGCGCGAGGAGGAGAACAGGCAGAAGAGGAGAGUGGUGGCCCAGGCUCCCGGGAGAAAGGAGACAGAAGGUGACAAGUUGGGUGAGACAUCCGCCGCCUGGAAGGCAGUGAGCGGAGGGGCCGGGGACCCGGUGGGCCUUCCUUGCAGAGGAGCAACAAAGGAGGUGGAGCUCCCUUUUCACCCCAGAAGACACACCAAAGAGAAAGGAAAAGUUACUGAAGCCCCAAGUGAUGAUCCACAGCCAGGGACUGACCUGGUAAGAAAGGCGUCAUUAACCAGUUCGGAGUCAUUACAAACAGUGGAGUGCAGUGAAUUUCAGACUAUGGCUUUGUUACAGUCUUUGGCUAAGGAAGAUUUGGUAGACGAUAUUAAAAGAAGGAUUCGAAUUAAGAAAUGUAAAAGUUUAGAAAAUCCGUCUCUCAAAAUAACUAAGGACGAGGCAAUACAAAAUAUUAAGGUUGAAUUCCAAGAUGAACUGUACAAGAAUACUCCGAAAUACUCUUGUAACAGCUUGUCACCUGGAGUAGAAAAAUGUUGCAGUUUCGAAUCACCUGAUCACUGUUUCCUCCAUUCUGAGGGUUUUGAUAAUGAAAACAACUUUGAGCAUGAACCUCAAGGUGUAUGGGUGCACAUAGCAGAGAACACUUCGAAGUUAAAGAGAGAAAACCUUAGGCAUCCCGCAGAGAAGACUGAUAAACUGUCAAAAACGGAAGGAAAUGUAACAGGCAGUAAAUUACUGCUUGGAGAAAGUCGUUCAUACCAAAAUAAAAACAAUGGCUUGAUUUCUUGUCUUCAAAGUGAAAAAAACAAAUAUUUGGUAGAGGAGAGCAGUGCUGGGAGAAAACACAGAAAAAAGAUGAAAUUGUCUGAAAAAGAAGAAAAAAUUAUUGAUCUUAAUUUCUCUAAUGUGUAUAACAAUUCAGAGUUGGUGUUACAAGAAAACCCAAUGGGUGUGGAAGGGAAAGAAACAGAGACCUUUGAGCCUAAAAAGAGUUUCCUAAAAGCUCUAAGAAAAAUAAACCAUAAUACGCUCUCUCCAGUGGACCAUUUAUGUCUCCCAGAAACAGUAGAGAAAACAAGUCCCAGACAUCAAGUGAAUGCUGUGUUUCAGAAAGCCCUUGAAUCACGUUUGAAAGAGGAUAUAAAAAUUACUUCAGAGUUCUUGGGAUGCAAAAGUAUGGAUCCAGAAGAAUAUUUUAAAUCAGUGAUAAGCUCUUCGGCAAGAUCAGCCAGUGAUAGUCAUCGUAUGGGGAAAAGAUACCCGUGGGGAGAUUUGAGAAAUGAGAGUGACGAGUCAAAGGUGAGCUGUCGCAGAGUUACACCAAUGACCGGUAAAAGGACUUGGCCUUUUUAUUCUUGUGCUAGAAUAACAGCCCAGUGUUGGAAAAAGACUCCCCUGUCAGGUUUCAAUUUCUCACUUCCAGGGUCUCUGGAAAAUGGUAGGCAACAUGAGUCUAUCAUACACCAAACAAAUCAAAGUCGCUUAACUGACUCCAAGCUGUUACAGCAACCCUUAACAGAAAGAACCAUUGAGUCCUCAAGUAAAGAAAUGUAUGAUUCUGAUUUAAACUGUUUGUCUUCAGUAGAACCUACUUUGAUGGUUGUAAAGGAAGCUGUACCCAGUGAUAAAAAGAUAGAGGAACCCAGAAAUGGGAUAGAGGUAGUUUCUAAUGCUGCUGAAGACACCCAGUUAACUAAUGUAACUCAAAGCUUAACAGGAAAUAAGAAAAAGAGAGGGAAUUUAUCAAAACUUAAUUUGACAAUGGCAUCCCAAGAGAGCCAGGAAACAAAUAACAUUGCAAACAAAGCUAUUCAUCGAAAAGCUUGCAUUACUAAGCAAACACUUGUGACUCCAGAUUUGGUUAAAAUAUUAAACACAGGACGGCUGACUAAUUUUAAAAUCCCUUUACUAAAGAACAAGACAGGAAAAAGAAAAGAAGUACAUGCCAGGUCAUGUGAGAGAGUUGCUUACAGUCCCCUAGAGCUACUCGACAGUUUGUCUGGAGUAGAAGCAAAACAAAGCAGAAAUAAGGAAAAUAUCUGCGCAGCAACUUCAGGACCUCAGUCUUUGAAUAUACCGAAGAGCGUAACUCCAGGGCAAGCUAUUUCUCACUCGUUCUACAAUAAGAAUUCCUGCACUUCUCCAGGCUUUGCAAAGAAAUGUUAUGAUAAUAAAGCAUAUAAUCAUGUCUCUGAACCUGGCAAUAUUAUUUCUAACAAGGAGUCUAUGUCUCUUAAACUUGAAAAUAAUACUUUUUCUUGUGAUCUUGGGUAUAUUGAGCAAAGUUCAUUCUGCUCUAAGGAACAAGAAGCAUUUGUGCCAAUUCCUUCUGAAGUGAGUGGUAGGAAAAUGACUAAAAGCAUUUCAGAACUCAGAUUGGGGUUUCCAGAUAUUCUUAAGGCAUAUGAAGAUGAUGUCCUCUUAAUUGAUGUAAUUCAAGAUGACCCGGAGCUCUUCGGAAUCACCAGUGAAGGGGAGCUCUCAUUUGCUUCAGAUGUCUCCAAGAUAAGCCAGGAGCCCAGUGUAUCUGAAGAGCACCCACCAGCAGACUUUAACCACAUGCAACUUCCAGGGAAAAAAGAAGCAGGUGAUUUGAGCAAAGAAAUUGCCUUGCUGGACCCUGGAUUGCAGAAACUGGACAUCUGUCCCUCCUUAUCAUCAGCAAAGGAGCCGCAGCAUGACCCUAAAGGUGCAGCCAUCUCCCUGGAAGCCACUGAGGAAACUGUUGUAAGUGAAAACCUGGGAGUCCUCAGUGAACAAGCGAGAGCUUCCGACUCGGAUGCAAAGCGCAGCACUUCAGACAAGGCAGCAGGUAAAGAAGAACGAGAGAGUCCUCAGGAGGUUUGCAGCAAAGAUUCUAAAGGUGCAGAAGUUGUGGUUAAUGAAGGUCAGUUAUCAGUCAUGGGCCCCAAACCUUUCUGCUCAUCAGUGCUUCCUUUGAAUCUAAGCAGUCAUCGGGAAGAUGCAGUGCCUGCACCCUGGAUGAAUGAUUUCAGAUUUCCAGGAAGACCUGUCUUACAGCUGCAGAACCCUGAAACUUGUGAAAUAUUUAAAAGAGAAAAAAAUAUGGGGGUGUUCCAGAAACCCUUAGGGUUGGUGAUACCCCACAGAUACUGCAGGUUCCACUUCAACACAUUACGUGGCUGUGAGCGAGCACAGUGCAAGUUUGUCCAUGUGCCUGAGCAGGGGGACGAAAAGAUCUGCACGGAUGUGUUUAAGAAAUACAUAAAUCUCAAUGAGAAGUGUUUGCUACAGCGAGCAGCGCACGUAUUUCUGGAGUACUACAGGAAGUUCCCUCCGGGGAUCCACUUCAGUUUACAAGUGCUGAAUGACCUUCUGAUUUCUUUGCUCGAGCAUCACCUACUGAAAGAGGUCUUUGAGGUAGUGAAGCUGAGCAUCAUGGCUAAAAUGCUGCCUGCUCUGAAAAUAUUACUAAAAAUAUUUGAAUUUGUGGCAGCUAUGAAGUUAAGGAAUGCUGUGCCUACUAUAAUUGAGAUUUUUUGCAAGUUCCUUGAAGCUGGGAUGGUACCUGACUCAAAACACUUGAACUAUAUUGUCAAGCUGUUAUACCAAACACAGGCAUCCCCACAAGAAAUAGCUGCAGUUCUAGAAGCCAAAUCAAGGUUACAAGUGAGGCAGCUGACAAAGAACUGGAAGUGUGACUUAGACUCAGCCUUGAGUGAAGUGGAGACUUGUAAAGAAAAAGGUGACUGGACCAAAUUGGGAAACCUGUACAUUAGCAUAAAAAUGGGCUGUGAAGAAUUUGCAGAUUUCCAGCGAUUCUGUGCUUGUAUUGCUGAAACGCUCACAAGAGAUUAUGAAGAAGAAAGGCCAGGUGUUCCUUUUUGUGAAUUUGCUGAAACAGUUAGCAAAGAUCCACAGUUCAGUGAGGUGGAUAAGACUUUGCUGGGAAGGAUCGGAAUAAGUGCUGUGUACUUCUAUCACAGACUGCUGCUGUGGUCCAAGGGACGGAAGGUCUUAGAUACACUGUAUGAGCUAAAAAUACAUUUUACAAGUUUAAAAGGACUCACGGGACCUGAGAAAGUAGCACCACGAUGUCAAAUUGUGAAUGUUGCGGUUGAAAUUUUUAUCAAAAGUGGGAGCCUAGAUGGUGCCAUUUGGGUACUGAGGGAAUCGGAAUGGAUAAUCAAUACACCAGUUUGGCCUUGUGAUAGAAUGGAUGUGCUUAAUCGUCAUAACUUGCUCUGUACCAUUGCACAUGAAAUCCUGGGCAAGAAUCUUUACAGACAAACGUUUGAGGUUUUGCGGAAUCUACCAGGCUUUCAGAAUUCUCAAGAUACCGUGGAGGUUUCCCAGUAUAGCCUUCUUUUUAAUAAACUUCUAGAUGCCUGUAUAGAAAGUAACAGUCUUGGCAUAUCAUCUUGUGUAGCAGAGUUCAUGGUUUCCAAAAGCAUCCCUAUUGACUUUUCCUUUCUCAGGAGACUAAUCACUUCCUUGGGAAGAAGUUGUUUGUGGCUCAAAGCCAGAACCCACUACAAAAGUGCUCUUUCACUGGGCUGCUACCCACCAUUAGAAGGGAACUUAAACCGGAAAAUUCUACUGAUUCCUUCUUAUUUAUCUGAGAUUGAAAUGCUUUUAGCUAUUGAAAUAUUUCUGGUGUCUAAUGCUAGCAGUAUUCAGAGCCCAGGACCUUCCACUCAGGUGCUGCAGAUCGUUUUGAAAAGAAGUGAAGAGAGCAAACCUCAAAACAAGGACGACUACCAAGCUGCAGUAGAAAGAUUGAUCAUGGCUGCUCGCAUAUCAGAUCCCAAGCUUUUCAUUAAGCACAUGACUGUCAAUAUUUACAAGGAGCAGGUUUACAGUCUGGAGCAACGUUCUGCCCUGAAGUGGUUGAAAGAGAAUUUGAAGUGGGCUGGAAACAUUUGGCUUUUCACUAACCAUUAGUUAACAAACGUGUUGUUGUUGGGUUUUUUUUAAGUUCAAGUAAUCAUUGUUGAAAAUAAAAGACAA
This is a messenger RNA of Myodes glareolus (Bank vole), 5146 nucleotides long. RefSeq names its product testis and ovary specific TOPAZ 1 (gene Topaz1). Gene Ontology annotation, biological process: spermatocyte division. The record is from RefSeq and is a predicted model, not a curated record. NCBI's taxonomy places the organism in Eukaryota, Metazoa, Chordata, Mammalia, Rodentia, Cricetidae.